AUGGCACCAAAAGCUGCUGAGAAGAAGCCCUCGACCGGCGGCAAGGCCCCGGCUGGCAAAGCUCCCGCUGAGAAGAAGGAGGCCGGCAAGAAGAAGCGCACCAAGGCCAGAAAGGAGACCUACUCCUCCUACAUCUUCAAGGUGCUCAAGCAAGUCCACCCUGACACUGGUAUCUCCAAGCGCGCCAUGUCCACCCUCAACUCCUUCGUCAAUGACAUCUUCGAGCGCGUUGCUACCGAAGCCUCCAAGCUCGCUGCCUACAACAAGAAAUCCACCAUCUCCACCAGAGAGAUUCAGACCUCCGUCCGUCUCAUCCUGCCCGGUGAACUGGCCAAGCACGCUGUCUCUGAGGGCACCAAGGCCGUCACCAAGUACUCUUCCUCUGCCCGAUAA
This is a messenger RNA of Trichophyton verrucosum HKI 0517, 393 nucleotides long. RefSeq lists its product as uncharacterized. The transcript is spliced from 3 exons. The record is from RefSeq and is a predicted model, not a curated record. Gene Ontology annotation, molecular function: DNA binding; protein heterodimerization activity; structural constituent of chromatin. Gene Ontology annotation, biological process: nucleosome assembly. Gene Ontology annotation, cellular component: nucleosome. Lineage: Eukaryota; Fungi; Ascomycota; Eurotiomycetes; Onygenales; Arthrodermataceae. Bases 1 to 393 code for a protein of 130 amino acids.